This is a messenger RNA of Gastrolobium bilobum, 2958 nucleotides long. Its product is annotated as THO complex subunit 5B. Gene Ontology annotation, biological process: mRNA export from nucleus; positive regulation of DNA-templated transcription, elongation. NCBI's taxonomy places the organism in Eukaryota, Viridiplantae, Streptophyta, Magnoliopsida, Fabales, Fabaceae. Gene Ontology annotation, cellular component: THO complex part of transcription export complex. The record is from RefSeq and is a predicted model, not a curated record. Bases 56 to 2488 code for a protein of 810 amino acids. The transcript is spliced from 8 exons. Gene Ontology annotation, molecular function: mRNA binding.
AGAAGAAGUAGUUUGGUUUGCUGAUAUCUCAAAAACAGAGAAGAGAGAAGAAUCAAUGGAAGACGGUGAGAUAGAGGAAGGGUCACUCCCUGCGGUAGAAGAAGACGAUCAAGGUUUUGCGCAUUCCUCAGAGCACAGCAAGUUGGAGGAAUCUCCCUACGAAACAUUGCAUCUCAGUAAGUCUUCUGUAGAGAACAUUGUCGCCGAGAUUCUCGCCGUUAAGAGAGAGGGUAAACCCAAACCAUUCCUUCGAGAGCUCGUUACUCAGAUGUUCCUACACUUCGUCACUCUCCGCCAGGCAAAUCGCUCUAUCUUGUUGGAGGAAGACCGCAUCAAAAUGGAAACGGAACGUGCCAAGGCACCGGUAGACUUCACAACCCUGCAGCUUCACAACCUGAUGUAUGAGAAAAGCCACUACGUUAAAGCUAUAAAAGCUUGCAAAGACUUCAAGUCAAAAUAUCCUGACAUUGACCUCGUGCCUGAGGAAGAAUUUUUCCGCGACGCUCCCCAAGAUAUUAAGGAUUCAGUUUUGUCAAAUGACAAUGCCCAUAGUCUGAUGCUGAAGAGGCUCAAUUUUGAGCUAUUCCAGCGCAAAGAGCUCUGCAAACUUCACGAGAAACUGGAACAACAAAAGAAAAUCCUUUUGGAGACUAUUGCAAACCGAAAGAAGUUCCUGACAAGCCUCCCUUCACAUCUCAAGUCUCUUAAGAAAGCAUCCUUGCCUGUACAAAACCAACUAGGACUUCUGCAUACAAAGAGACUAAAGCAGCAUCAUUCUGCAGAGUUGCUUCCACCAGCUCUUUAUGUGAUUUACUCACAGCUGUUGGCUCAAAAGGAGGCGUUUGGAGAACCCAUUGAUUUGGAGAUUCUAGGAAGUUUGAAAGAUGCUCAAGCUUCUGCUCGUCAUCAAGCUCACAAGGAGACUGGCACUUCCACCACCGUGGACAAUUCCAAAUUGGAAGAUGAUGCUCCUGAUGAUGAAGAAGAUGGUCAGAGACGGAGAAAAAGGCCAAGAAGGGUUCAAGUCAAGGAGAGCCUUGACCAGGGAGGAAUAUUUCAAGUUCACCCACUUAAAAUCAUUAUCCAUGUGUAUGAAGAUGAGGCUUCUGAUCCUAAGUCUGCAAAACUUAUCACUCUUAGAUUUGAGUACUUGGUGAAGUUGAAUAUUGUAUGUGUUGGAAUAGAAGGAUCUAAUAAUGGUCCUGAGAGUGACAUCUUAUGCAAUUUAUUCCCCAAUGAUACAGGACUUGAGCUUCCUCACCAGUCAGCCAAACUCUUUGUUGGGGAUGAUAUUACAUUCAAUACUCACAUAACUUCACGUCCUUACAAAUGGGCUCAGCACCUGGCAGGAAUUGAUUUCUUGCCUGAGGUUUCUCCCUUGCUUCUUACUGACAACAGUGAAGCAACCAAGAGUGAAGAAGUUAUAUCUGGUCUUUCACUAUAUCGCCAGCAGAACCGCGUACAGACAGUUCUGCAGAGAAUUCGCUCAAGGAGAAAAGCUCAGCUGGCUCUUCUGGAACAGCUAGAGUCUCUUACAAAGCUUGAGUGGCCUCUUCUGUCCUGCAAAAGUGUUCCAUGGGCUUUGCACACUCCUUUGUGCAAUUUGGAUGGUUGGUCACCUGUAAGAGCCCUACCUGCACCUAGUGAGGCUUCAUCUCUGGCUGUCACAGAUAAAGAGGAGCAUGUUCAGGGACCAAUGGAUGUUGAUGUAAUUGAACACUCUGGUGCCACAAAGGAAGAACUGGAGAGUAUAACAGAAGAUGGGGAGCUUCCAACUUUGCUUCCUAACAUGUCUAAGUUUGACCGCUCCAAGCAACUAAGCUUAAUUUCAAAAAGUAUCAUUCCUCCACUCAAUAAAAUUAGGUCACAUAGUUUCAAAAAAUUUGAUGACAAUUCUGAUUUCUUGCUGGAUACUGAAAGUGAUCUUGAUGAGCCUGCACCAAUUGAACUCGAACAUGAAAAUACAGUAUCCAAUUACUGUGCCAGAAAGUCUGUCUCAUGGAUGGAUUAUGGGGUCAAGGAAUUUUCCCUUGUUCUUAGCAGAAAAAUCAGUGCAGAUGAGAGAAAUGUGAAUUUAUUAGAAGCCAAGAUCAAAAUCAGUGUGGAAUAUCCUCUAAGGCCUCCCCUUUUUUCAUUGAAUCUUCGUUGUGUAUCUUCUGGGGAAAACCAUUACGAGAAUGAUGGAUUGGAUUGGUACAAUGAGCUUCGAGCAAUGGAAGCAGAGGUCAAUCUACACAUGCUAAAGAUGCUACCAUUCAAUCAACUAAAUUACGUAUUGGCUCAUCAAGUGAGUUGUCUAGCUAUGUUGUUCGACUAUUAUUUGGAUGAGGCUGCCCCAUCAUCUGAAAGGACAAAUUGCACUUCCGUGGUUGAUGUCGGCUUAUGCAAGCCUGUUAGUGGCAGGUUCCUGGGUAGAUCUUUUAGAGGAAGGGAUCGCAGAAAGAUGAUCUCCUGGAAAGACAUGAAAUUCACUUCUAGCUUUCCCUAAUAGUGGUAGGUUCCUGGCUAGACCUUUUAGAGGAAGGGAUCGCUGAAAUAUGAUCUCCUUGAAAGACAUUAAAUUAAUGUUCAGCCCUGGAGGUGACAAAUGGGUGCUAUAGAAUAUGAUGCUUAUCUUGACUAUUGUAAGGAUAAGGAAAUUGUAUUUCUGUAAUAUGCAUUCUGCCAACCAUGGGACAACAUUGUACUUGACUUUGCAGCCCAAAAACUAACUGGGAUACUAUGGUAGAUUUUGAAGGGGUUAUUUCAGCCGUUGAUUAUUUGUUAUUCUGUUUUAAUAUCUGGCAAUUGCAGUUACACGGGUUUCAGGAUACGAGCAGUCAUCAUGAGUAGAACUUCUAAGGAUUGUACUUGCUUAGUUUCCUGGAUAGUGGCUGUAAUAAUUUUUUUUAUUGGUUAUACUUGAUUCUAUCCUUCCGAAUCCGAGAUUCCCAUGUAAAGACGAGAUUUUUUCCUAUA